Magnolia sinica is the source of this 4407-nucleotide messenger RNA. RefSeq names its product pentatricopeptide repeat-containing protein At3g04750, mitochondrial. The record is from RefSeq and is a predicted model, not a curated record. Gene Ontology annotation, biological process: RNA modification. Lineage: Eukaryota; Viridiplantae; Streptophyta; Magnoliopsida; Magnoliales; Magnoliaceae. The transcript has 4 exons. Gene Ontology annotation, molecular function: protein binding; RNA binding. The coding region runs from base 2072 to 4042 and encodes 656 amino acids.
UGGGAUCACUGGGGAAUCGUGAUUUUAUGGGAUUAGAGACGGUUCGAAUAUCAGACAAUCUCUUAAUGUGGGGCCCUAGCGGCGGUAGCACACGCUGGUUCCUGUAAGUCGCGACGGAGGCAAAACAAACUCCAUUUCUCAUAUCCUUGGCGCGGGUUUUGUAGGGGGAGACAGGAUAACAUGGCACAGCCCCUAUCCCUCACAGCAGCAACAAAAACCCUAACUACUCUCUGCCACGCCCCAGACCCUUAUUCUCAUGCGAAUGCAAAACCCCAUGGCUUCUUCUCUUCGAAGCCUCUUCACUCUCUCCAAUCUCUAUCUUCAUCUUCCUUGCCUCUCCCCAAGAAGUUAUUCCUAGGGUUUCCGCUCCAAUGCUCCUACAGCGGAGCUUCACUGUCGUCGUCAGCGUCGCCUUUCGAUUACGAGCACGAGAGGGUGGUGUACCCUAGGCCUUCGGAGAUCCCAUGGAGUAAGGAGCUCUGCAACUCGGUGCAGCUCAUCGGGAUUGUCGGCACCCCCAUCCAGAUCAAACACCUCAGCAGCGGAAAGGUCCUUGCCUGGUCCCGCCUUGCCGUGAAGAAAUCCGCCACCGACACUGUCUGGAUCAAUUUAACAUUUUGGGAUGAAUUGGCACAUGUUGCUUUUCAGCAUGUGGAGAAGGGUCAGCAAAUAUAUGUCUCUGGCAGACUUGUGUCAGACACUAUUGAAGGGGAUGAUGAGAAGCGCCAGACCUACUACAAGGUAGUUGUUCAGCAACUGAAUUUUGUGGAAAGGACUUACUCACCAGUGUCCUUAUAUGAGCCAGAGACAAAUUCUGUGACAUCAGGCAACUCUUGUUUUUUAUUGUGAACUUAGUAUGAUUUGAACGGGGAUAUAAUUUCCCACAUUUUGUUCAUGGUAGUUAGUUCUUCUGUUGUGGCAUUGCAGGUGUGAAGGCUGGAAAUUUUUCUCGAAAUCACGUAGGUUCAACGGAAGAACUGUGGCAAGCCUUCUUUGCUAAUCCAGUUGACUGGUGGGAUAAUAGAAAGAACAAGGUUGCUCUGAAAUUUGCAGCGGAACCCGAAGUAUCCAGAUUUCAAGCACAAGCAUACUGGGGAGGCUUUAUGGAUUGAAGGAAAAUACAAUCCACAUUGGGUGAAGUCUCAACUGGCAAUACUGGACUCAAGGAUGGAAUCUCUCCAUGCUAAUGAAGCAAGCAAGUCUGUGGCUUUCAUGUCUAGUGAUGAUUUUGCGCCUUUCUAAUUGUUGCCUCUGCCGUGUAACGUGCUAAAUGUUCAUGUCAUACGAUAUCUUUCCUGGUCGACCAGGUUCUUUUUGAGAGGUCAUGGCUCUGGUUUUUGUUGUCAGAGCCUUAUGGGUGGUGUUGUUUGUACAGUCUGGAUUCUAAAUUUGCAUUGGUCCAAGAGCCUAAAGUUGCUGAUCCUUUUUUUUCCUUUUUCUUUUUUGUUCUAGAAAAUUUAAUGUUUUGAACAAGUUAUGCAGGUGUUAUAAUCCAUAGGUUAUCUUUUGGAUGAUAAAUUAUAGAAUGCCUUAUAUGUACUUAAAAUGAUGGAAGCGAAAAGAAGCACUGGUUUUCUUUUCUUUUCUUUCCCUUUUCAUUUUAACGAGCGAUAAGAUACUUGGGUCAUCACUGGAAAGUUGCGAGUUUUCUUAAAUCUAUUGAAAAGUUUUGCAUUGAAAAAUCUUGGGUAUUUCUUUUUAUUUUUCCAAGAAAGUAAGAUGAACUGAAUUAAUGAGAUGGCUGUUCUGAUCUUUCAUGAGACAAUUUUACAUGUUCUUGGAACCCAAAACACCAUGUUUUUUUUUGCAAUUUGCUUGAUACUAGUACAUUUAGUUUUCCCCUUUUGAGUGUUAACAAAUGUCAGUCUGUGAUUUUUCUUUCUUCAUGGGUAGGUCAGUCUCUGGACUUUGGUUUGAUAAAGAGUAAUUUGGUCAUCCCACCCAUAUUCAAUGCACUUUUCAGAAGUUUCAAAGCUACCAAUGUUUUCAGAAUUUUAAAAGCUGAUUUUGCAUCAUUCCUGGGUUUGUUUUAAAUAUCUGGUCUGUUUGAGUAUCUUCUGGGGUUCUUUCUAUGAUCCGUUGUAGUCAUCGUGGCUGUUCUUUCAUUCCUGCUGCUUUAUGCAGCAGCAGGAGCAGCUGGGACCCAACCGUUUCACUCAUCCUCAAACACCCAACUCUUGUUCUGCUUGAGAAGUACAGAAGUAGGGCACACUUCAAGCAGAUUUUGGCUCAAAUGAUGAGGAUUCAUCUUGUCACUGAAACAUUUCCCAUGAGUAGGCUCCUCUUCUCUUCUACUUCACACCUUGAAAGUUUAGACAUGGCCAUCCUACUCUUCAAUCACUAUACUCCUCAACCCAAUCUCUACAUUUACAAUAUCAUGAUCUGUGCGUUGUCAUUCUCACCUAUUGACUCUAUUGCUCUCUUCAAAUCCAUGCUCCAGUCGUGCAUCUAUCCAGAUAAACAGACCCUCCUGUAUCUCCUCAAGGCCGCCAAAUGCUUAUCAGUGGGGCUGCAGAUUCAUGCCCAUGCCAUAAUUACAGGCUUCUCAUCACAUGUCUAUCUGCAGAAUUCCCUCAUCAAGAUGUAUGCAGAAAAUGGGCGGAUGGAUCUUGCUCAUCAGGUGUUUCAACAGAUGAUUGAACAAGAUGCUGUCUCGUGGAAUAUCAUGAUUUCUGGUCACAUCAAGAAUGGGGGCAGCUUGCAAGCACUAGAAUUUUUCCGCAAGAUGGGAGUUUCAGGACUCAAACCAGAUGAGUUUACCGCAGUGAGUCUUUUCACAGCUUGUGGACAGCUGGGAGAUGCACGCCAAGGAAAGUCAGUUCAUGCAUGGAUUGAAAGGAGGAAAUGCAUUGCUUUGAAUUUGAUUGUGGGCAAUGCUCUUUUGGAUAUGUAUGUGAAACUUGAGGAGUUAGAGCUAGCUCGGAGGGUUUUUGACAGAGCUGAAGUGAGGGAUUGCAUUUCAUGGAAUACUAUGAUUGCAGGAUAUGCCAAAGUCGGAGAAUUGGAAUUUGCCUGCAAGCUUUUUAAUGAAAUGCCUAGCAGGGAUCUGGUUUCUUGGAAUUCUCUGAUUGCUGGAUAUGCCCAGAAGGGCGAUUGUAGAGCUGUGAUGAAAUUAUUCAGGGACAUGCUUGUUGAGAAUAUUAGACCUGAUAAGGUGACAAUUGUUGGCUUGGUUUCCACUGCUGCAGAGAUGGGAGCUCUUCAUCAAGGCAGAUGGGUCCAUGGCUGGCUGGUUAAAAACCAGAUGAAAUUGGAUGCCUUUUUGGGGUCUGCGCUGAUAGAUAUGUACAGCAAGUGUGGGAGUAUCGAAAGAGCAUUCAUGGUUUUUGAGAGAAUUUCUGAAAGAGAUGUUAUGGUGUGGACAGCCAUGAUUGCUGGACUUGCAUUCCAUGGUUAUGGAAACAAAGCUUUGGAAUUGUUCAGGGAGAUGCAGGAAGUUUCGACACCAAAUGCAGUGACGCUUCUUGCUAUUCUUACUGCUUGUAAUCACAGUGGGAUGGUGGAUCAGGGGCAUGCAAUCUUUUACAGUAUGAAGCAAAUUUCUGGUGUCGAACCAGGAAUUGAGCACUAUGGGUGUUUGGUCGAUCUUCUAGGGCGAGCAGGGAGGCUAGCCGAGGCAAGAGAUGUGAUCGAGAAGAUGCCUAUGAAACCAAGUAGGACAAUCUGGGGGGCAAUGUUGAGUGCUUGUAAAGCUCAUGGAAAUGUCGGGCUCGCAGAGAUUGCUUUAAGGGAGUUGCUGAAAUUGGAGCCUGAGAAAGAGGGCGGUUAUGUUCUGUUGUCUAAUGUAUAUGCUGCCUGUGGGAAGUGGAGCUCUUCUGACAAUAUCAGAGGAAUCAUGGAAAGCAGGGGAGUGAAGAAGAGGGCUGGUUGCAGUAGUGUGGUUGUUGAUGGAGUUGAUCAUGAGUUUGUGGCAGCAGACAAGCGCCACUCAAGAUGGGUAGAGAUCUACUGCAUAUUGAAAAGUUUAAACAGAGAGAUGAGGUCAGGUGCUGAUAUUUCUUUAAAGUUCCAGCAACAGUUGCUAGAUCCAUAUCUGGGCUGAGGUUUGAAACUUCCUUUCUGAUUACUGUGAAUGUUGCUAGCACAUAGAAUUGCAGAGGUAGGGUAGAUUUUCUAGCGUGGUAGUUUCGUAGCUUCAUAGGUUAAAAUAAAUACAGAUAGAUAUAACACUAGGUUACUGUGUUGCUAUCCAUGUAUUGGUGGGCCUGCAAUAUACUGCUCAAAACUGUGAUAAAAUUUUCUGUGCUUCCAAGAACAGUACUCAGGUGAUUUGCCUUUCCUGAACGAUGUCAUACAUAUUUUAAUUGAGAAUGCCAAGCUGCUUCGCUUUCCCUUAAGAAACUACUGUAAAUCUUGGCAUGUGAUAAAUGGGAUCCUUUCUCUGGAGAUAUACAACAAAUAAUAGCA